AGCUAGAUUAACAGAUAUAAGCACUCGGAAGUGACGUUGUUUAAUAAACAAACUUGCUUAUAUUUCUAUUGCACUGUACGAAAAUUCCUUAAAAUUGAAGUACAUUCCUCAUUAUUUAACUAACAAAUAUGCCUAAAGUUGUGUCUAGAAGUAUUGUAUGUUCAGAUACAAAAGAUCAAGAAGAAUAUAAUGAAGACAAACCUCUAAAUGUGUAUUACUGCUUAUGUGGUAACAUAGCGUUAAUUUUAGAUUGUGCUAUAGAAAGAUUACCUGUACGGCCAAGAGAUGGUGCUCGAGUCAUUGAUGGAGACAAGCAUGCUCACAAAUUAACAUGUGAAACAAGUGAAACUAUUUACCUUAAAAGGGAGGAAGGUGUUGAAAAACAGUAUCGAAAAAAAUGCAAGAAGUGUGGAAUUAUUCUGUUCUACCAGCAUCAGCCAGAUAGCAAAGUUACAUUUAUAUUUAAAGGCGCUGUAUGUAAAGUCAGAGAUGGGCACUCACAAACUAGUGUUUAUCCUCUUAUUCCUGAACCUAAAAAAAUCAUGGUUACAAAACAUACAAAGAAUAUGGGUAAAUUCAGCUCUGUAACUGUUUCUACAAUUGAUGAAGAAGAGGAAGAAAUUGAAGCAAGAGAGGUUGCUGAUUCAUAUGCCAAUAAUGCAAGAAUAAUAGAGAAACAGUUGGAAAGAAAAGGAAUGUAUAAAAGGAAAUCUUUGGAACAGGGUAUAUAUAUUGAACCAGAACUGAAGAAGAAACCAAGAGGAACACUGAUUGAUAAAUAACAUAUCUUUUCAUUUAAACUAUGAUACUUGAUCAUUAUAUUUGUACAUAAAUUAUUCACCUGUAGUUUACUUUUGUAAAUAUUAAAUUUGUUUUUUAAGAUAUAA
Molecule: messenger RNA, 887 nt
Organism: Parasteatoda tepidariorum (common house spider)
Lineage: Eukaryota; Metazoa; Arthropoda; Arachnida; Araneae; Theridiidae
Product: STING ER exit protein
Biological process (GO): endoplasmic reticulum to Golgi vesicle-mediated transport; endoplasmic reticulum membrane organization
Source: RefSeq, a predicted model, not a curated record